AUGGGUCGAAUACGAUAUGUGACAUUCGCGCCCUCGUUUAUGAGUCUAGAGGCAGAUAAAAAGCAUGAGAAGACGCACGGGAAUGAAUCAGCAACACCAUCACAACCAUCCCAGCCAAAGUCGAUUACGAACAAUGUGACUGCUACAUCUGAAAUUAAUAGCACUCCUAAAACCACACCAGAAUCUCCCAAAAAGUAA
This is a messenger RNA of Histoplasma mississippiense, 198 nucleotides long. RefSeq lists its product with no specific name. NCBI's taxonomy places the organism in Eukaryota, Fungi, Ascomycota, Eurotiomycetes, Onygenales, Ajellomycetaceae. The transcript is spliced from 3 exons. The coding region runs from base 1 to 198 and encodes 65 amino acids. The record is from RefSeq and is a predicted model, not a curated record.